Bursaphelenchus xylophilus (pine wood nematode) is the source of this 2253-nucleotide messenger RNA. NCBI's taxonomy places the organism in Eukaryota, Metazoa, Nematoda, Chromadorea, Rhabditida, Aphelenchoididae. The record is from the annotation of a GenBank genome assembly.
AUGUCCUGCCUUCGUGUAGCUUCUGUGGCCGUCUUGUGCAUUGGGAUUGCCUCUGCUUCAGGUAGAUAUUUCCAAAGAUAUUUUUCUUGUAAAACCUUGAGACUUAUCUGAGCUUUUCGAACUCCUAGGUCUCUUCGGAGUCGGAUGGCAUCCUCAUCACGACCAUCAUGACAAUCACCAUGAUUCCCACGGUCAUGGUGCUGACUGGCAUGCCGAUCAUCAUAACGCUCAUGGCUGGGACGGUGACAAUCAUCAUGAUCAUCAUGGAAAGCACGGCUUCAGCAAGGGCGACAAGUCCGAUUGGGCUCGUUUGGACUACGGAGGCCACAAAGCCCAUGCUUCUGGAGACGAAUGGCAUUCCAACUAUGGCCAUGAGGCUGGAGAUGAUCACGGACAUGACGCCGGAUUCUCUCAUGGAGCUGAACAUGGACAUGCUGGUCAUGGUGGAUAUUCUCAUCAUGAUGAUCAUCAUGAGCCUCAUCAUUUCGAAGGACAUCAUGGAUUGGAGCACGGUCAUCACGGAUUGGAACAUCACGGUCUUGAACAUGAAGGCUUUGGACAUCACGGAUUAGAGCAUCACGGACUUGAGCAUGGACACCAUGGCUUGGAACAUCAUGGCUUGGAACACCAUGGCUUGGAACAUGGACAUCAUGGUUUGGAACAUCAUAUUGGUGAACAUCACGGACUAGAACAUGGCCAUGAUUUAGACCACUAUUAAGAUAAUUGAAGCGUAUUGGAGAUGCUUGAGUUCAACGUGAAUUCGCAAUUUCCUAGGAAUAAACAUAAUCCUUCUCCUGUUGUUUUCCAAAAGACGUAAUUACAAGUAAUUGACUUCAAACAAAUUAACUGUUUUUUUUUUUGAGUUUGUAGGCAGAAAAAUAAGUUCUAAAGCCGCCGGCAGAAGACUCUAUAUCCUUAUAGCAAGCACAAUAUACUCUAGCAUCCAUAAUUAAAGAAUUUUCCUAUUUACAUUAAGGAAAAAUGUAGCCGCAAGUCUUGUAAUCCCUCACCUCCUGGUACAAGAAGAUCAAUUAAUUCUCGCUCGGUCAAUGGGUCAAAGACGGCUGGAAUGGCAGUCAAGGACAAGGUCAAGAACUCACCUGCAAAGCACCCACACAAAACAAUCGCUCCGACACUGUUUCCUCCUCACUUUAGCUGGACUUUUACUUCCAGGAUCCACGCAUUUUUCGCUUCAUUUUCACUUUUUAUGCGGCUUCUGAAGAGCGUGAGGAUGAGAAUCCUGUCUGCGGAACCGCGGCUUUCCAUUUCUGACGGCACUUUUGUAAUUAGCGUAAGGGCGUGGAUUCUUCUUCGGAAUGGCGGAGAUUCAUUUCGAUGAAGAUGGAUCUGUAGCAUCUGCCGGCUUCAGAUGAUGGAGGAAGAGCGCCGAUGGGCAGGGGGCGCUAUUGUAUAACGGGCUGGGAAUGGGUUUAAUUUGAUCUUUAUGAUGACUGAAAUUACAGUCAAAACUGAUUGUAUUGAUUCGUAUUUAAUGACCCUUAAUACUCAUAUUGAUCUUUACCAUUCACUUCAAAUUUACCCAAUUCAUUUUGAACUUGUUUUAGGGUUAAAGAUGCACUAUCUGAUCGACACUAUUAUCUUUGUCCUGAUAACUCACACAGUUUCCAAGCCGCAGUCUGGAACCCGUAAUAAUGGAGGAAUCAUCUGUAAAGAGCCGGAAAAUUUGAAAUUAAAACUCUUGGAAUGGCAUCAGGAAUCGUCCAAGCUCGAUGUCGAGCCGUCAAAAUUUGUUGAAAAUCUGGAUGAACUGAUCGCGACGCCGCAAACGGAGUCAAGCGAAAUCUGCGAAAAAACCCCUUCAACCGACCCAUCGUCUACGGUAAGUUUAACUUUAUGAAACCUGCACAGUUUACUCUUACGAAUUGUCAAGUCAGUGCCUUCCAAAAUUGAGAAAAAGCCUUGAAUUUCUCUUUUUCUCAGGUAAUGGAGCGAUCUCUCUGUCCCUGGUCUUGGCGUUCCUCCUACGACGAAAACCGAGAGCCCAAAACAUUGACCGAAGCCUUUUGCCAAUGUCGACGAUCUCGCGGCAACUCCGGUUCAUAUUGCAUGCCCAUCCGACGACAAGUUCCCAUCUUGAGGAGGACUCAUUGCGAUGAGGGAAGCGGAUAUUACGCGUACGAAAAGUCCGUUCAUUGGAUUACGGUCGGAUGCCACUCUGUUUUGCCGCGGUCGCAACGAGCUCUGCCCAUUCGGAAGCUGAUCAAAAUGAAUACAGAUUAUAUAGAGGUCUAG